Chilo suppressalis (striped riceborer) is the source of this 5015-nucleotide messenger RNA. NCBI's taxonomy places the organism in Eukaryota, Metazoa, Arthropoda, Insecta, Lepidoptera, Crambidae. The record is from the annotation of a GenBank genome assembly.
AAAAAAUCAUAGACCAUGGCUGUGUAUUUUUAACAAACUCAACAUUGAUCAAACUCGUGUUUAGUGCGCAAGGAUUUGUUAUUAAAUACACAUACAACAACAUUAAAUACCCUUUACAUUUUAGGAAACUUCAUAUUUCAUAUAAUUGUUGAAAUAGUAUGAAGUAAUCAUAACAUAAUGAGACGAGGUCAUGCAGGCAUUGGUGGUUGGCGAAAUGAAAAUCCAAGAAAUUUUAAGCCAAGAGGCGGUGCAGUGCCUCCAUUUAGACCGAGUAGAGGCUACCCUAUACAGGAAUCAUCAAGAUAUCCUCAACUAGGACCAAGACUACCUCGAGGUACUUUCACCGGUCGUCCUAGUCUGCUUGAUAAUCCAUCGCCACAGAAACCUCAUGAUUUUCAUGAGAGAAAUAAAUAUAGACAUGAUUCUCGACCAAGUUAUCAAUACCGACACCAAGACAGAAAUCCUCAUCAAGGAGCGAGAUCUAUAUAUCCAAUUCUUGAUCGCAUGCGACAUGAAUCUAAAGAUCAAAGCAAAAAUCAAGAGAAAAUGUAUUAUGACAAACCUAGCAAUGAUAACUAUCACCUAAAUAGUAUGGGCGAUAUUGAUGAUAGACAAAUCAAUUACAUAAAUAAUCAAGAUCAAUAUGGCCGCCAUCCUAUAUCACCUUGGAUUAAUCCACAUGAUAAUAGAAGGCAGCACUUUGAUGACAGAAAUAUUAAUCAAUCUUACAGGCAUGAGAAUCCAGACAGUAAUAAAAUUCCUGUAUUGGAAUACUCUGGUCAUAGACCUCCAUCUUCGGAUCAUUAUGGUGGUAAUCCAAGCUCUACUCUAGAUAAUUCCAAUAGCUUUAGUAGAUCAGUGGAUGACACUGUUGAUAUUAUACGUAGAAGAUUACAAAAUCGAAAUGAAAUUCCACCAAAUGAAACUUCUGAAGGUCAAAGUGGUGGCAACCAAGAUAUAGAUGAUAGGGUACCUCCUUCAAUGGUUAGUAAUCAUCAAAAUGUUCCACAAAGCCAACCUGUACGGAAAAGAAUACAGAGGCAAAAGCAGAAUAUAGAAGCAAAUUGUGACAAAAUGAAAAACAAAAUUGUACAUGAGCUUUUUAAAAUGGACAAAGACAAAAUUCAUAAAUUAAUGGACAAUCCUAAAUCGUCUUCGAAAUUUGAGUAUGCUCUCAGUAGUUUUAUAACAGAGUCACAAAAUAGUUUAAACAGACACUUAAGGUCAGUAGCUGAAAAGUCUUUAUAUACUUCUGAAGAUUUUGUUCAUAAUGACAAUAAUACUAUUUAUGAGGACACAUUUAUGAAACAAAUGCAAGGUGUUUUAGACCCUCAAGAUACUAUAUUACUUGAAGAUAUAAAACCACUUGUUUUAGCUGAGCUAAGUAAAGUUUUGCAAUUAAACGAGUAUGAUCAACCAUUCCAGAUGGUGGAACAACCAGAAAUAUGUGAAACAAAUAAUGAAAAGUAUGAUCCAACUAUUUAUGGAAAUAAUUCCCAAGAUUACUAUGACCAAAUCAAUUCACCACAAAAUGUAUAUGAAACAUUUGACAAUGAUCAUUUUGUUGAUGAUUUUUAUAAUUUUGAAUAUACAUCAUUAGAACCAGGUAAAUCAGAGCCUCUCUUUGAAAGACGGCCUACCAAGAAAAACGUUGAGCGCUUAGAAUCAAGACUCAGUACCGAAUCUCAAAAAUCGUUAAGGACAAGCUUUGAAGGGACAAGUUCAAAACAAAAUUGUCCAGUUUCUGAAAAAAGGCGGCAUUCUAAUAACUUUGAUAAAAAACCAAGUGAGGAAAGAGAAACAUUACCACUUUUUGAUUCAAAUGCUGAACAAUUAUCAGAAGAAGACGACCCAUUUGCUGAAUUGGACAAGCAAUAUCAUGUUGCUGUUGAUCAUAAUUUUAUUGAAACAUAUGAUAUUUCCAGCCCACAACAAUCAACUUCCGAAGAACUCAUAAAAAAAAACAAUGCCAAAUCAUCAAGCAACUCGGAGACAGACAAUAUAAAGCAAGAGAUUGACAGUCAAUUACAUGAUAUUGCUCAAUCGCCUCUAAAGAGAGCUUUUAUAAGCACUAUGAAAGACAAAAGUGAAAAAAUUAAUAUGUCUCUAACUUCCUGCAGCUCUGGGCAAGAAAUUCAAGUUAAAAAAGAAUGUCAUACUGAUCAUAUUGAUCAAGGGACUCCACUUAACGUAAACAUCAAGCAAGAGUACAAUGUGAAUUCAAGUAAGGAAAAAGUAACCACAGAGAACAUUGAAAACAUAAACACACCAACAAAAAGUUUACCUUCAAAUGCACGAAAAAGAUCUAUAGAUCAGAAACCAUCUCACCGCAAAGAAAAGCGGAAGAAAAGUGAUAGUACUAUAGCCGAUCCUGGAAAACAAAAUUUGAAUAAGAAUAUAAUAAUUAAUGUUAAUGAUUGUAACUCUAGUGACACAGAAAAAUGUAAAGACGCAGCAAAAUCAAUUUUAAAUUUGUUUUUCUCAAAAGACAAUGAUCCCAAAGAAGUGCCUCAAGAAAAAAAUCAAAUUGAAUCCAUUGAAAACCCCUAUUCUGAGAAAUACGUCAAAAGAAAAGAAGCGCAAAAGAAAAAUGAAAAUGAAGGAGACAAGAAAAAAAGGCAGCGUUCAAUAUCCUCUAGUCAUUCCAUAGUGUGUCCAAAAGAGAAUUUGAAUAACAAUUCUCAAACAAUCAAAUCUGAAUCUAAAACAAAACUCCAAAGUAUUGAUAUGUUUUUAGAACAACCACGCAAAGUUACCCAGGUACACCAAGCUCAUAGAAAUACAAACACUCCAAUAAAAUCUAUAGAAAUCGUCAAACCCAAGACCCCCGUAAUAACUUUCAAUAAAAAAAUUACGAAAAAACACAUAUCAACACAAGUUUCGCGUAAAACACAAUCAAAAGAGACUCAAACAUUGGUUAAUCGAACUAAUAAUACAAAAUUUUCCCAAACUGAAAGAAAAAAUCUGAUUAGUAGGUCUGUCCAAACUGACCCAGUAAGGUUUGAGAAAUCAGGGAUUAAAGCUACUGAUACAUUCGAGAGAAUGAAACAGAUUGAUUUAGAAAUACAAGUUCUCUUACAAGAAAAGUUUAAACUGUACAACUCGAUAGAAUCCAGUGACCCAUGUCCCAGUAGAAUUGAAUCUCUAGGCAUGACUGUUGUAAAUGUAACACCUGAUGACGAAAUUAAAGAUAAUGAUGUAAAUGAAGUUGAAGUACUGUCAGGUGAUGAUAUUGUUGAAGAUUUCACAAGUAUUCCUGUGGAGGAACUUGAACAAAUAGCUUUAGAAACCAUACAAGAUGAGCAAAAAAAUAAAAAACAAAAUAAGAAAAAUAGGCGCCAGAAAAUUUUAGACGAAUCACGAGCUAGCUCCUCCAGCCCCACCACUCGAAGAAAUGCUAAGAAAACAAACACUCCUAACAUUUCUCUUUUGGAACAAAUUAUUACCGAUGAUAGGCCUUUAGAAGACAUAAUAUCGUUGGAUGAUUUAGAGACAACGCCUGUGAAGAGUAAAAAACAGAAGAAAGUACAAAGUGUACCAAAGAAAAAGCUUAAAAAAACAAAAGCAGCAAAACCCAGUAUCAGUGUAACUGAUUAUGAACUAAAAGAGUGUUAUGUCGUGUUAACGCGUGAUGAUUUGAGUGAGUAUUACAAACACCAGUCGGAAAGUGUUGAUUUAGAAGAUUACGACGAAAGUGCCCCCCUUUCUGUUGAAAUUAUUGAAGAAACUCCUAUAGAGGAUGUCAGUAUUAUUGUUGAAGAAACAGUUACGAAUGAUUUGCAAUUCGAUAUGCUAGACGUAUCAGAAGACAUAGUGAUAGGUGAUAACUGUGAAAUCAAGUCAAAUGAAGACAAAGAUAUGGAGAGACCUUCUGUGGUGAUUACUGAAGAGAUAAUUUUGGAUAACAGCCAGUCGCACGAGCUCUCGCAAAGUGAAAUUAACCUGCCGGACAAUAUUUGCAAGAUGUAUGAUUAUUCUACUGACGAGAACUUACGACGUGACACAGUCGUUGUAUCUGGGCAUGCAGAUGCUGUACUAGCAAUUGAAUGCGUCGAGAAUAAUUUCAUAGCAGCUUGUUUAGACGGAAAUGUUUACCACUUCGGUGCUGACGGCCAACUCAUCACCACCCUGCGAGGCUCCAACUUGGCGGUCACUUGCCUCACUAUUGUCAAGGAGAAGUACGGAACCACAGUAUACACAGGCUCUCUAGACUCCAGGAUAAGAUACUACGAUUUAGAUACGGGUUUGGAGAAAGGGCCGGAGUGCAAUGUUCUUAGUCCAAUACAAACGAUGGAUCGUGCCUGGGAUACAAUAUUUGUUGGUACAAGGACAGGAUUCGUAUUGCAGUUCGAGUGCAAGAACAAUAUGUUGAUACCAGUUAGCACCGUGAAAUUCUCGGAGCAAUCAAUACUGGCCCUUCGUGCCAUGAAAGAAGGUCCUCGGAAAGUUUUACUCGUGGCAGCUAGAUCCGAAGACGUUACCAUUAAGGAUGCCCAGACCGGUCUACUUCUACGGACCCUCGUCGGGCCCAAGAUGACAGUUUAUACACUGUUGUACGAAGACGGCAAGAUAUAUUGUGGAACUAGCAGCCAUCAAAUACACGUAUUUGAUUAUGCUUCCGGGUGCCACAUUGGCGCGCACGAGGGGGGUAAAGGCGCGGUUUGCCUCCGAGCGGCGGGCGGGCUCAUAUUUGCGGGCUGCUACGAUGGCUGCGUGUAUGUGUACCGGGAUAGCGGGCCUCGGCCGCUGGCACAGCUGCGGGGCCCGGGGCUGAUGCUGCUCUCCCUGGCCGUCGUCGAUACUAGGAUUAUUGCUGGAUACAAAGAUAGAAGUUUGUACAUAUGGAAGAUUCCAUUAGGCAUACAACAAGAGAUGAUUUUAUGAAUUUCUACCUAGGCGUUGUAGAUGAAAUCUCACCUUAUAUUUAGUUAUGGGUGUAUUCAUAUUUUUUUCUAGUUUGUACCUUGUAUAUAAUAAAGUACCAAUAAAAUAAAGGUCUAACUUGAUAACUGUUA